Equus caballus (horse) is the source of this 5872-nucleotide messenger RNA. Lineage: Eukaryota; Metazoa; Chordata; Mammalia; Perissodactyla; Equidae. The record is from RefSeq and is a predicted model, not a curated record.
UUAAAUACAGACAGAAAUAAUAUUAAUUUAUAUUUGUAUAUCUCUUUGUUGUAUUUUAGAAGGCAUUUCACUCAUGUUAUUUUAUUUAAUCCUUACAGAGAUACUGUGAGGUAGAAAGGUUGGUAUCAUUAUCUUUAUAGUACAGAUAAGAAAUUUAUUCAAUAGAAAUACUUGAAAAGUGGCAGAAAUGGAAUUAGAGCCUUCUGACUCCUACUAUUAUUUUGCCUCUAUUGAAAUGCUAAAAUAAUAUUUUUUUCCUAAAGACAGAGCACAUGAACCAUUCGUUCAACAGCAGGAAUCCAUUAUGUUCCUCUUAUGACUAGGUAUCUCGCUAGGCACCGGGAAUGCAAAGUGAAUACGACAGUUGUGGCUCUCUAAGGAUGGAUGGUCUGGUAAAUGCUUUUUAUAGACAUGUCAUAGCCUAAUUUGGAAAUCACAGACUCAGGGAAUGAUUUGUCUCUUGUUCCUUGGCAAACGAUAUGAUGCAGUCUUAUAUUUUCUCCUAACAGUAUGACUAAUUGAGCAAAGAGAAGCUCAUGAAUCUGAAUCCACUUGUUUCUUCUGCAAGGUUGGACAGGCACCCUCUUCAAAAGAGCACCCUCCCAGGAACUGGGCACCCAGCUCCUCUUUGCUUCUGAUACUACCUUCUUGUACAACUUUGAAAAUAUCAGUUAACUUUCUCACUCUUUUUUUUUCAUUUAUAAAGUAACCAUCAUGAAACUUGGUUCACCCAUCUUACAGGCGAGAUGUGAGGAGAAAGAUAUAAUUUUAUAGGUCAAAUCAAAAUUGAAAAAUGUUAAGAGGACUGAGCAAAUAGAGGUAAUAAUGUCUAAUUCUGGUUACUCUAUCGAGAAAUUACUAGCAGAUAACCCAAGUUAUAAUAAAAACUGCCACACUGACAAUAUCCAGCAUAUUUUUUAAUUGGGUGCUGUUUCCACUGGGAAGGCAGGUGAAAGUAAACCGAGAUGAUGGGAAUGUCAGAAGUGAAAACAUAUGUAAUAGUCACUGAAGACAGCCCUUCCAAGUAAGCUUUGUCAGUACAGUCUUACUAAGUGUCACUUUUUCUUUGCCUUAGGCUGUUAAUACAAAUAUUUUUAUGCCAAACCAAGUGGGAGUACGCUAUUGUUAGAAACUGAUAAUAAUUUGAAAAUUUCAAGACUGUAAUGGACAUCAAAACACUCACUGUAUUUGUAUGCAGUUCCACACUAAAAGAAAACCUAUCUUUUGCAUGAGAAAAUUGAGGACAUAGCUCCACCUUCUAAUUGUUUCCAUCAUGAACUUUAUUAUAUCACAUUUUACUUAUGUUUAUAUCUCUGAAGUAGCAACACACGGGAAAGAUUAUGACCCUGUGGAGACGUCAUGUGGAGCACUCAGGAAAAAUUACAUGCCCUCAGCAUUCACAGAAAUAGGUCAUUUAAUUCUUGAUUAAAUGUAUAUAUCAUCGUCAGUGAUUAACCUGUAUUUGGUACUAUAAUUAGAUAAGUCUGAACUUUCUUUUUUGUCAAAGCUCUUGUAUAAGUACCUGCCGUGUAUAACAGACAAAUAGUAUCAAGGUAAAAGAUUAUCCAGGACUUUUAUUUCUCAAAUUUAAUUGUGCUUUGUCUCAUCUUUCAUGAUUUCACAUCUCUGUCUUGCAUACAUCUAGGAUUCUCUACCUAAAUGACCUAUUUUUAUCUUGAUUGCUUGUAUCAGCAAAAGAUGAAAAAUCUCAGAUCUAAAUAGAAGACAUACGGCGUUACCCUAGGAACUAUAUCUGAAUCCCCUGACGUUAGAAUUUUAAGGAUGAGUAUUUGAGGAAAUGGCACAAAGAACUUUAUGCUUUUCAAAGAUAUAGGAUGGCUGAAUAGACAAAGAAUAAAAAAACCUUACUCUUUCUCAAGUGCAAAUUGCAUGAACUGUUGGCAGAUAUUCCCUUCCUGAUGUAAAACCACAGCGCAGUAACUUGAGACAUAUUUGUUCAUUCCUGGAGACAGGAUGAUCUCUUUGGAGGGCAUUUGAAAACAUUAUUCUGAAGGUCUGAAAAGGACAUUGGAUGGAUCGUAUGAAAUAUUAACUAUACAUUCAAGUAUUAUACUAGAGCACUCUAGAGAAAUAGGAAUGCACUUGAUUGUGAAUUUCAAAAAAUGGAUGAAAGAAAGAAAUUCAUAUUUCUCUUUUAUCAUCAUUAAGAAUAUGUGACGUGUCAUUUUUGAUUAAUCAUUGAUUGAUUGGGAAGAGUAGUAUUUUGGUUAAUUUCAAUUGCAAAUUUAAGCUAUUAUAUUUUUCAAUGUUCCAAACACUAUACCAUAGUAAUAAGAUUACCAUUUUCUCCUUUCAUAUACACAUCAGUACUUUUAGCGUGGCAUGGCUUUUCUAUGCAUUUUUAUACAGAUAUUUUUAGUUUGCGUGGGAAGAUAACAUGAAAUUCAACACCCAAUUACUCUUUAAAUGCAACAAAUACACUGCCAGAGUGAUAAUUAUCAACCAUAGUGUCCCAAAUCAGAUAUUCACAUGGUUGCUUGUGGUUUGAUAAUGGUUUUAUGAUUUAGAUUUGAAAGACUUUGAAAGGUGAAGGAUAAUUGUACUGUCCUGAAACAUCACAAGUUGAAGAUUUGAACCAUUACUGCAGUCACAUAAAUCAACCAAUUUCCCUUUGUUUUCAUAGUGGAACAUAUUUCCCCUCGUUGAAAAUGAGUGCAUCAGCAUAAAAGCCUCUUGAGCAAGAAAAAUGCAUAUUGAUCACUAACAUUUUGAGUUAAUGAAGAUGACCAAACAGAAACUGAACAGUUGAAACCAGUGGAAUGUUGAAUACCUCUUAGGGCAAUUAAAGAUGAUGCUCAUUAGAUGUUCCUUGAAUACAAGAAUCCUUUCACUGGGAUUUGUGAAUGAGCUUCAGGAGUGCCACAAACCCUCUGAAAUUGUAGAAUUUGGGAAUAUGACCUUCUAUAUUCUAGAUUCAAGAAGAACACGUCUCCACCAGAAGUGGAUGAAGGACAACAAAAUUUAAAAAAGAAGUCUGUGGACCAACAGUGGCCAAGCUCACUUCCUUGGCUGAUCUUCAAAUCUAGUAGCCACCAUGAUGUGAGAAGGAUCACGCCACCUUCCUUCCUAUUCGUUCCUUGGUUAUGUACAUGACGGAAUAAAUAUCCUUCUAAAAAUAUUUUGGAGUCCCUGUCACCCUUCUGCCAGGUGUUGGGAAGAUAUGUAGUGGCGGAGCACCCUUCCUUGCGACGCCAUCCUCAGAAUCAGCUUCGGAGAUGCUCUCACCCCGUUCGUCUUCUGCAGCAGCCAGGCCGAGUGCUGACUCCUUCACAGCCGUGAGGAACUCUUCAGCCUCCAGAAGCUCUUAAAUCUGAUCUACAAUGGAAAAAUUUCUUUUUUAUCUGUUUUUCAUUGGCAUAGCAGUGAGAGCUCAGAUCUGUCCAAAGCGUUGUGUCUGUCAGAUUUUGUCUCCUAAUCUUGCAACCCUUUGUGCCAAGAAAGGGCUUUUAUUUGUUCCACCCAACAUUGACAGAAGAACUGUGGAAUUGCGGUUGGCAGACAAUUUUGUUACAAAUAUUAAAAGGAAAGAUUUUGCCAAUAUGACCAGCUUGGUGGACCUGACUCUAUCCAGGAAUACAAUAAGUUUCAUUACACCUCAUGCUUUUGCUGACUUACGAAAUUUGAGGGCACUGCAUUUGAAUAGCAACCGAUUAACUAAAAUUACAAAUGAUAUGUUCAGUGGGCUUUCCAAUCUGCAUCAUUUGAUAUUGAACAACAAUCAGCUGACUUUAAUUUCUUCUACAGCAUUUGAUGAUGUCUUUGCCCUUGAGGAACUGGAUCUGUCCUAUAAUAAUUUAGAAACAAUUCCUUGGGAUGCCGUUGAGAAGAUGGUUAGCUUGCACACCCUUAGUUUGGAUCACAACAUGAUUGAUAACAUUCCUAAGGGGACUUUCUCCCACUUGCACAAGAUGACUCGGCUAGAUGUAACAUCAAAUAAAUUGCAGAAGCUACCGCCUGACCCUCUCUUUCAGCGAGCUCAGGUACUAGCAACCUCAGGAAUCAUAAGCCCCUCUACUUUUGCAUUAAGUUUUGGUGGAAACCCUUUGCAUUGCAAUUGUGAAUUGUUGUGGUUGAGGCGUCUGUCCAGGGAAGAUGACCUUGAGACCUGUGCUUCGCCAGCACUUUUGACUGGCCGCUAUUUUUGGUCAAUUCCUGAGGAAGAGUUUUUGUGUGAGCCUCCUCUCAUCACUCGUCAUACACAUGAGAUGAGAGUCCUGGAGGGUCAAAGGGCAACACUGAGGUGCAAAGCCAGGGGAGACCCUGAACCUGCAAUUCACUGGAUUUCUCCUGAAGGGAAGCUUAUUUCGAAUGCAACAAGAUCUCUGGUGUAUGAUAAUGGAACACUUGACAUCCUUAUAACGACUGUCAAGGAUACAGGUGCUUUUACCUGCAUUGCUUCCAAUCCUGCUGGGGAAGCAACACAAACGGUGGAUCUUCAUAUAAUUAAGCUCCCUCACUUACUAAACAGUACAAACCACAUCCAUGAGCCUGAUCCUGGGUCUUCAGAUAUCUCCACUUCUACUAAGUCAGGUUCUAAUGCAAGCAGCAGUAAUGGUGAUACCAAAAUGAGUCAAGAUAAAAUUGUGGUGGCAGAGGCAACAUCGUCUACGGCACUACUUAAAUUUAAUUUUCAAAGAAAUAUCCCUGGAAUACGUAUGUUUCAAAUCCAGUACAAUGGCACUUAUGAUGACACCCUUGUUUACAGAAUGAUACCUCCUACGAGCAAAACUUUUCUUGUCAAUAACCUGGCUGCUGGAACUAUGUAUGACUUGUGUGUCUUGGCAAUAUACGAUGAUGGCAUCACUUCCCUCACUGCCACAAGAGUCGUGGGUUGCAUCCAGUUUACUACGGAACAGGAUUAUGUGCGAUGCCAUUUCAUGCAGUCUCAGUUUUUGGGAGGCACCAUGAUUAUUAUUAUUGGUGGAAUAAUUGUAGCAUCCGUACUGGUUUUCAUCAUCAUUCUAAUGAUCCGGUAUAAGGUUUGUAACAAUAAUGGGCAACACAAGGUCACCAAGGUCAGCAAUGUCUACUCUCAAACUAAUGGGGCUCAAAUGCAAGGCUGCAGUGUGACGCUGCCCCAGUCCGUGUCCAAACAAGCUGUGGGACAUGAAGAGAGUGCGCAGUGUUGUAAAGCCGCCAAUGACAGUGUUAUACAAUCUGCAGAAACGUGCGCGAGUCAGGACUCCUCUACCACUACCUCUGCUUUGCCUCCUACCUGGACUUCAAGCACUUCUGUGUCCCAAAAGCAGAAAAGAAAGACUGGCACAAAGCCAAGCACCGAACCACAGAGUGAAGCUGUCACAACUGUGGAGUCCCAAAACACGAACAGGAACAACUCGACUGCAUUGCAGUUAGCUAGUCGACCUCCUGAUUCUCUCACAGAGGGGCCCGCGUCCAAAAGAGCACAUUCAAAGCCAAAUGCUUUGCCUGACUAAUGUUGACCAGAUUGUCCAGGAAACACAGAGGCUGGAGUUAAUCUGAAGAGCAUCACUUCUCUCCCUCCUGAAAAAAGUUGCCACUGAUAUUUUUACUGGAUAAAAUUAAAAAAUGUUUCAAUUCACAAAGGCUAAUUGUUGAACUGGUAUCCUAGAAGAAACUGUCCACAGGAGCCGAAGCAGAAGUCUCUGAUGCUGGUGGAACAGGCUCCGACAGGCCAUGGUUCAUCCCCUUUUAAAACCAAAUUUUUUUUCUUCCGGCAUACAAGUAUUUUUUUUAAAGAAGGAAAGAAAAAAGCCUACAUUGGCAUUGAGUUCUGUAUCAAUCCAUGUUACCUUGCCACCCAUGAUUUAAGACUGUAGAAUCUUGAAUAAUCUAUAUCACUUUAACAAAUAAAUGUUUUACUAUGACAGAA